AUGAAAUUGAACUCAACGGCGAAGUCGACAGAGCAGAUGGCCAUGCUGGUAGCCAUGGCGGAAUUCCAGAAUGCACCUCAGUGUGGAUAUCUGGCCUACGCAUCCACGCUCAGCUCAGAAUCUGGCUUUGUUGGGCCUCGUCAUAGAUUCUCGUACAGACAGGAAUCUUCUGAGAACAGCCACUCGGAUUGUUUGUUUGAGGCUGUCUCCGCUAGCACUUUGGCUCACGAACCUAACCGCAAUGCAACGGCAGUCAGUGCGCCAGACUUUGGAUGUUGGAAUUGGCGAACAUUGCCGGACCCUAAUGCCCAAGGUCUGACAGCACACCGUCUGUAUCAGCACAACUUAGAUGUCUGCUGCCUGUCUGAAAUCCGAAUUCCUGGUUCAGGCGCUCGGGAAAUAAAGAUCCCUGGAGUCAACUCACACUUCACCCUGUACCACAGUGGGACGCGCAACUCCUCUGCAGUCACACCCACGGGAACGUCAGGCUGCAGAUCAGUCAGCCCAACUGUCCAGAAAGCCCCGCUGGUUAGUGGGGACAUGGGGAAGUCCCCCGAGCCCCGCAAGACACCAAAAGCCAGUCCAAGCGAGGCCGGGAGCGGCUUAAAGUCCGGCAAAACCAGCCGCCAACAGAUGGAGGUCCUGGUGGAUGCCCCGCUGACCCCCACACCCCCACCGCCCGCCGCACAGAAGGCGAACGGACCGACUUACUAUCAAGGCACGCCGAGCAUAGCCGUCACCUCCGCCAGCACGGCCUUC
Molecule: messenger RNA, 759 nt
Organism: Dibothriocephalus latus
Lineage: Eukaryota; Metazoa; Platyhelminthes; Cestoda; Diphyllobothriidea; Diphyllobothriidae
Source: the annotation of a GenBank genome assembly